Lepus europaeus (European hare) is the source of this 1368-nucleotide messenger RNA. RefSeq names its product keratin 35 (gene KRT35). Gene Ontology annotation, molecular function: structural molecule activity. The transcript is spliced from 7 exons. The record is from RefSeq and is a predicted model, not a curated record. NCBI's taxonomy places the organism in Eukaryota, Metazoa, Chordata, Mammalia, Lagomorpha, Leporidae. The coding region runs from base 1 to 1368 and encodes 455 amino acids.
AUGGCUUCCAAGUGCCUGAAGGCCAGCUUCUCGGCGGGGUCUCUCAAGAGCCCGGGCGGGGCCCGGGGGGGCUCCCCUCGCGUGUCCGCCGUGUACUCCAGCAGCUCCUGCAAGCUCCCGAGCCUCUCCCGCGGGGCACGGAGCUUCUCCGCGUCUUCCGCGGGGCUGGGCAGAAGCAGCUACAGGGUGGCCAGCUGCCUCCCCGCCCUCUGCCUCCCCGCCGGAGGCUUCGCCAUGGGCUAUGGCGCAGGUGGGGGCUGGUAUGGGGAGGGCGUUCUCACGGGCAGCGAGAAGGAGACCAUGCAGUGCCUGAACGACCGCCUGGCCAGCUACCUGGAGAAGGUGCGGCAGCUGGAGCAGGAGAACGCCAGCCUGGAGAGCCGCAUCCGGGAGUGGUGUGAGCAGCAGGUGCCCUACAUGUGCCCUGACUACCAAUCCUACUUCCAGACCAUCGAGGAGCUCCAGAAGAAGGCCCUGUGCAGCAAGGCCGAGAACGCCAGGCUGGUGGUGCAGAUCGACAACGCCAAGCUGGCGGCCGACGACUUCCGGACCAAGUACGAGACGGAGGUGUCCCUGCGGCAGCUGGUGGAGGCCGACAUCAACGGCCUGCGCAGGAUCCUGGACGAUCUGACCCUGUGCAAGGCCGACCUGGAGGCGCAGGUGGAGUCCCUGAAGGAGGAGCUGCUCUGCCUCAAGAAGAACCACGAGGAGGAGGUGAACUCGCUGCGCUGCCAGCUUGGUGACCGGCUCAACGUGGAGGUGGACGCUGCCCCUCCUGUUGACCUGAACCGCGUUCUGGACGAGAUGAGGUGCCAGUACGAGACCCUGGUGGAGAACAACCGCCGCGACGCUGAAGACUGGUUUGACACCCAGACCGAGGAGCUGAACCAGCAGGUGGUGUCCAGCUCGGAGCAGCUGCAGUCCUGCCAGGCCGAGCUCAUCGAGCUGCGACGCACGGUCAAUGCCUUGGAGAUCGAGCUGCAGGCCCAGCAGAGCAUGAGGGACGCCCUGGAGUCCACCCUGGCGGAGACGGAGACCCGCUACGGCUCCCAGCUGGCCCAGAUGCAGUGCAUGAUCAGCAACGUGGAGUCGCAGCUGGGUGAGAUCCGGGCAGACCUGGAGCGGCAGAACCAGGAGUACCAGGUGCUGCUGGACGUGCGGGCCCGGCUGGAGGGCGAGAUCAGCACGUACCGGGGCCUGCUGGAGAGCGAGGACUGCAAGCUCCCCUGCAAUCCGUGUGCCCCCGACUACUCGCCCUCCAAGUCCUGCCUCCCCUGUCUUCCCGCGGCCUCCUGCAGCCCUGGGGCGGUCCGCGCAGCCAGCAGCCCCCGCCCUGUCUGCGUGCCCUGCCCGGGGGGCCGCUUCUGA